This is a messenger RNA of Tarenaya hassleriana, 336 nucleotides long. Its product is annotated as histone H2A variant 1-like. Gene Ontology annotation, molecular function: protein heterodimerization activity; DNA binding; structural constituent of chromatin. NCBI's taxonomy places the organism in Eukaryota, Viridiplantae, Streptophyta, Magnoliopsida, Brassicales, Cleomaceae. The transcript has a single exon. The coding region runs from base 1 to 336 and encodes 111 amino acids. Gene Ontology annotation, cellular component: nucleosome. The record is from RefSeq and is a predicted model, not a curated record.
AUGACCUACAAUGUGUUACUCUUAUGUUGUCUUAAACAGUUCCCAGUGGGUCGUAUCCACCGGCAACUCAAGACCAGAGCCUCUGCUCACGGGAGAGUCGGUGCCACCGCUGCAGUUUACAUGGCCUCAAUUCUCGAGUACCUAACUGCAGAAGUUCUGGAGUUGGCUGGGAACGCGAGCAAAGAUUUGAAAGUGAAGAGGAUAACCCCAAGGCAUUUGCAGCUCGCCAUCCGAGGAGAUGAGGAGCUCGACACUCUCAUCAAGGGUACUAUUGCUGGAGGAGGUGUCAUCCCUCACAUCCACAAAUCCCUCAUCAACAAAACCACCAAGGACUGA